Drosophila ananassae is the source of this 600-nucleotide messenger RNA. RefSeq lists its product as uncharacterized. The transcript has 2 exons. The coding region runs from base 1 to 558 and encodes 185 amino acids. Lineage: Eukaryota; Metazoa; Arthropoda; Insecta; Diptera; Drosophilidae. The record is from RefSeq and is a predicted model, not a curated record.
AUGAGUCGGGUGAUGUGGAUUCCGCAGCUUAUGAGACCGGAGAUACAGCUGGGCGUGGUCGCCUUUCUACUCUCCAUCGGUGCGGACCGCAAUAUAAAGUUCCUCGCUGGUGAAAGCAGGUUCAACCGCGAUUACUUUGAAAACUUUACGUUUACCAUUCGAAACGGUCAGGUUUUCCUAGACAUGUAUCUACGAAAGCCGCUUACACGGGGCUGGCGGUCCAGGCUGGACUUUCAGUUGCGCGUAGGAAACUCAAAGAGCUUUCAGAGCCUUUUUUCCACCAACGUUGAUGUGUGCAGCAUUGUGAAUGCGGGCAAGAUCACUCUGUUCAAGAAGUGGUACCGAAACCUGCUCAAGUACGGAAACUUUCUCCGCCAGUGUCCACUGAAUGCGAGCCACUACUACCUAAGAGGGUGGCAGUUUGGAGAGGGGUUGGUGCCGCCGUUUAUCACCAGUGGGUCUUACCGACUAGAGACCUACAAUUUUUACGGCAAAUACAAGGGGAAAAACGAGGACUUCAUUAUGAGCUGUACGGCCGAUGCAGUCAUUAAUAUCUAAUUACCGAUACCCAGUACUAAUGAUAGCAAAUAAAUAAUUCGA